CCGAGCCGCGUUAGUCUCUCUUCACUUUUGUUGCCUUGCAGACAAAUCAGUGGACUAGCUAGCGUUUUGCUUGCUACAAUAGUCAUCAUUACUGGCCAUAAGCUUUCCUCCACGUGCGCCUAACGUGCUUGAAGAAUAUUAUUUGAAAAAGUUAAAGGAAUUUAAUUCUACUUUACACAAUGAGAGAAUGCAUUUCAGUUCACAUCGGGCAAGCCGGAGUCCAGAUCGGAAAUGCAUGUUGGGAGUUGUACUGCCUGGAGCAUGGAAUCCAACCCGAUGGACAGAUGCCAUCCGAUAAGACCAUUGGAGGUGGCGAUGAUUCGUUUAAUACCUUUUUCAGCGAAACUGGCUCGGGAAAGCACGUGCCUCGUGCAGUUUUUGUGGAUUUGGAGCCCACUGUAGUAGAUGAGGUUCGAACGGGUACUUAUCGACAACUGUUUCACCCGGAACAACUAAUUACCGGCAAGGAAGACGCCGCCAACAAUUAUGCUCGAGGACACUAUACCAUUGGCAAGGAGAUCGUUGAUUUGGUUCUGGACCGUAUACGCAAACUUGCUGACCAAUGUACUGGUCUGCAAGGGUUCCUCGUUUUUCAUUCAUUUGGCGGAGGUACCGGAAGUGGUUUCACUUCAUUGCUAAUGGAAAGGCUGUCGGUUGACUAUGGAAAGAAAUCCAAGCUCGAAUUCUCUAUAUAUCCAGCACCUCAGGUCUCGACGGCAGUCGUGGAGCCGUAUAAUUCUAUCCUUACCACCCAUACUACUUUGGAGCACUCCGACUGUGCGUUCAUGGUCGAUAACGAGGCCAUCUACGAUAUUUGCCGCCGAAACUUGGACAUUGAGCGACCUACUUAUACUAAUCUUAACCGUUUGAUCGGCCAGAUAGUUUCCUCAAUUACUGCUUCGCUACGUUUCGAUGGUGCCUUGAAUGUUGAUUUGACCGAAUUCCAGACGAAUCUGGUACCUUACCCCCGAAUUCAUUUCCCACUUGCCACGUAUGCUCCUGUAAUUUCCGCCGAAAAAGCUUACCAUGAACAACUAACUGUUGCCGAAAUUACCAACGCAUGUUUUGAACCUGCUAAUCAAAUGGUCAAAUGUGAUCCACGUCAUGGUAAAUACAUGGCAUGUUGUAUGCUCUAUCGUGGUGACGUUGUUCCGAAAGAUGUCAAUGCUGCAAUCGCAACAAUCAAAACCAAACGUUCGAUUCAAUUUGUCGAUUGGUGCCCUACUGGAUUCAAGGUCGGUAUAAACUAUCAACCUCCAACGGUAGUUCCUGGCGGCGAUUUGGCAAAAGUUCAGCGAGCGGUUUGCAUGUUGUCCAACACCACUGCUAUCGCUGAGGCGUGGGCCCGUCUGGAUCAUAAAUUUGACUUGAUGUAUGCUAAAAGAGCUUUCGUACAUUGGUAUGUAGGAGAAGGAAUGGAAGAAGGAGAAUUUUCCGAGGCUCGUGAGGAUUUGGCUGCCCUGGAAAAGGAUUACGAAGAGGUUGGAGUAGACUCUACGGAAGAAGUCGGCGAAGGUGAUGAAUACUAAUUGGGUUGUAGACGCCCGAUCACGAUUCGAUUGUUAGGAUUUGGAGUAUUUGUGUCAAAUCAAAACGAUUUAACACUUAAAUGUCCAUUGAUUCUCUCACCACACAAGAGCAACAUUCAAAGAAGCCUUGACACUGCCUGUUCAACCAUUUUUAAUAACAUUUAAUACUGGAAAGAGACAUUGACAGAUUUUACAAACAUGUACUAAUUUAUUUAACAGAUAAAGCACACAUUUUGCUUGAUUCAA
This is a messenger RNA of Aedes aegypti (yellow fever mosquito), 1775 nucleotides long. RefSeq names its product tubulin alpha-1A chain. Lineage: Eukaryota; Metazoa; Arthropoda; Insecta; Diptera; Culicidae. Gene Ontology annotation, biological process: mitotic cell cycle; microtubule cytoskeleton organization. The transcript has 5 exons. Gene Ontology annotation, cellular component: cytoplasm; microtubule. Gene Ontology annotation, molecular function: structural constituent of cytoskeleton; GTP binding. Bases 180 to 1529 code for a protein of 449 amino acids. The record is from RefSeq and is a predicted model, not a curated record.